Molecule: messenger RNA, 1740 nt
Organism: Fonsecaea pedrosoi CBS 271.37
Lineage: Eukaryota; Fungi; Ascomycota; Eurotiomycetes; Chaetothyriales; Herpotrichiellaceae
Exons: 2
Coding region: 1-1740 (579 amino acids)
Source: RefSeq, a predicted model, not a curated record
AUGACUGCACUCAGAACUUCGAACGUGCCCCCGAUCUGGGACUUUAGAGACUCUCUGUUCCGGGCACUGGCAGCAGCUUACGCUGCGUUGGGCGAGGACCUGUUCCGACGUGAGUUGACGAGCAUCGCGGCUUAUUACGGAGAAGGGGCAACAUUCUCUGAGAUUGAGGACCUCUUUACAAAGCAUGUUCCAGCAGAAGCAGAGCUACUCAAAACCGAGCUGGCUAGUCGCCGCAGCGGUGGUAGAGAGACACCUCCCAAGGGUCCAGCACAAUCCCGUCGUCCACCUUUGCUCAACUUCGACGACGAGGAUCUAAGUGUCUUGAGCCCGAGAGAGGUCGAUGUUUUGAAAGCUCGGUCUAAAAGUUCGAUCCAAGAACCUGCAAAGCGUCUUCAAAUCAUCAAUGGAUCGUCUCGCACAUCGCCGGUCGGAGAUGUACCAACGAUAGGGGCCAUGGCGCCCCCAAUAGCCACAACAUCUCGGGUUGCAGCGGAUGUAAUUCAGACGGGACCAUGGAACAUCUAUGAUACUGGUAUCCAACCUCGUCUUAGUCAGGCGAGCAUUGCCCAAACUCGAAAACGUCGGUUCUCAGAGGUGCAUGAUUCAGUGGAGCUCCAGACUGCAGAUGAUCGUCGCCCAAGAGCACCACCAAGAUCUGAAUCCUUCGGCUAUGUUACGAGGAAUGGUGAAUACCGGUGUGCUCUUUGUCAGAGGCAACUACCCAACGAAAACGAUCUGAAGCUGCAUGAACAGAUCAGUAGAGAGCAUACACGCAGUCUCAAGGACCAGAGAAAGGUCACUCUCGGUCGUGAGAGAUUAGCCCAUCUCGCCGCACUAUCAGCCCAGGUCUACACUGCGAAUCCUUCCGUGCUCGGUCAGCGUCUGAGGAUUCAUAAUCUGCUCGUAUCAAGUCCGGAUGCCGCAGCUGCUGAGAUGGUGAAAAAAAAUGGCAACCGGCAUGAACCUGACCCCAGCUUGCGCCAAAGUCAGGACCGUCAGGCUUCUUCGACAGACAUUGGCGAUGAAGGGCGAUGGCAUCCCAACACUAUACCAGCGACACAGAGCGUUGAGAGCACAACCUCCGCAUGCGUAGCUGGGAGUUUACAGACUCUCUACCAGGGUAAAAGCCGUGCCGAUUCGCUUAUGUCUGCAUCAGACAGUGCUCCAGCUCCAGAAACAGCACCCUCGCGGACAGCAGGAAUAAAUACAAGGUCCACGACUGCUCGGACUGAAAUCGGAACUCUCAACACUCCUCAGAUCCUCAACGGGGUCGAACCCACCAGCACACAGCAGCCUCAACACAACUCCGAGAGCGGAGGGGACGAGAAGGCAUCUGAAAUCCCAGAUAGUGUCACCGCCAAGGACAUUUCGCGUUUGAUCCAGCUAAAUCUCAAAUUGCUGAACGUUUUCCAGAAAUCCGCGUCCGCUCGAGACAAUUCAUCUCCUCCUUCUCGCGAGAGGGCGCCUGCAAGUGUUCCCGACGACAGGUCUAGACCUGGAAUGAUGGGUAUCAAUAACAGCCCAACUUCAAACUCUACUGUCCCCACAACUAUGGUCCUGGAAACGCUGCAUCCCGCAGCUUCGUGUAACGGUCCGAACCCUGGAGGCAGAAAUUGUACGCAGAGGACGAUAUCUGCGCCGGGGAUUGGAGUUCACCUCGGCAUCAAACGUGGAGACGCGAAAGAAAACGGCAAAAAGAAGGAUGUCGGCGAGCCUAUUUGUAUGAUUGUUCUCGACUAG